Messenger RNA from Didymodactylos carnosus, 419 nucleotides. The record is from the annotation of a GenBank genome assembly. NCBI's taxonomy places the organism in Eukaryota, Metazoa, Rotifera, Eurotatoria, Philodinida, Philodinidae.
AAAUAAGCUUAGCGAUCUACUAAAAUUUCACUCUUUAGGGCUACGAUACUUUAUGUGGUGCAAAAGGUAAUCAGCUAAGCGGUGGACAGAAACAAAGAAUUGCAAUUGCACGAGCUCUUGUAAGAAAUCCAAAGAUAUUAUUGUUAGAUGAAGCAACAAGUGCACUCGAUUAUAAAAGUGAGAAAAUUGUACAACAAACUUUAGACAGAGCUGCAGAUGGUAGAACUUGCUUAACAAUUGCACAUCGUCUAUCUACAAUCAGAGAUUGUAAAAGGAUUGCUGUUGUUAGUCGAGGGCAUGUCCAGGAAGAAGGCGCUCAUGAUCAGUUGGUCGCUAAACGUGGUACAUACUUUAGCCUGCUUUUAGCAGAAGUUCGACGCGACCCAUUACCUCAAGUUCGACGUGAUACAUUAUCUUAG